GAGAGCAUAGUUUUUAGUAUGAUGUUAGACACAAAGCGUAGGAAAUAUUUUGAGCUGAAUAUAUGUUCAGGGUCCAAAAAUGUAAAGAAUGCUGUUCUGGAGGCAGCAAUUUUAGGCUAUGAUGUUGUAGCAGUUAACACAGUUAUUGGUCACUCAAAUGAAAUGGCCAAGAAAUCAAAGAAAAAACAAAUGAAGAAUGAACUUGUAUUAACAUCUCCCAUUAAACUACAAAUCACUUCUCCUGAUUUGCAGAAACACAAGCUCUGUUCUGCUCCCAAAAUAAUAUAUCGUCUAACUAUCACUUUGUGGACUGAGCAAGAUAAUAUAAGAGAGUUGGUGGCAGCUGCUCAAUCUAUGUACGACAUUGUUGCUUUGACUCCAAUGACAGAUGCUGCUUUGAUUCAGUGUUGCCAGUUGGGCGUUAGUCCUGACAUCAUCAGUAUUGAUGGCUAUACUGAGAUCGGGAAUGAUGCACUGAAACGUCUGUCCACUGUUCCCAUGAAUGACACCUUCGUUGAGCUUCUGUAUUAUCCGUGUGUGGGCUCCAGCUCUUCUACGGCACGUCAAUCAAGCAUCCGCCUUAACCAGAGCGUUGUGAGAGCUGUGCGCGGUCGCCACGUUUUUGUGAGCUGUGGUUCAUCUGAAACUGCCUGCCUUCGUUCACCUCGUGACGUUUUAGGCUUUUGCUCACUCAUGGGACUGUCCGAGGAACAGGCGCACGCCGCUUUGUCUCGCGUGUGUGCCGAUCUUCUCUUCUGUGCUGCUCGGCGUAGACGACAAACCUUAACCAAACAGAGAAGUUCCUACACAACAAAGGCGGUAAUCAGUAGUGAUGUCGUGCUUCCUGUCGCUGUGAUCAAGAGAAACAUUGUCGAGCAUGCAAAACGAAGUAUCAUGUCUACAAAUAUCAAACGACCUGUUAAACGGCAAAAAAAUACGAAUAAAGCUUGAAGUACAUUUCUACCGGCUAUUUCCCUUCCGU
This is a messenger RNA of Hyalella azteca, 982 nucleotides long. RefSeq lists its product as uncharacterized. Bases 19 to 951 code for a protein of 310 amino acids. Gene Ontology annotation, biological process: tRNA processing. The record is from RefSeq and is a predicted model, not a curated record. Lineage: Eukaryota; Metazoa; Arthropoda; Malacostraca; Amphipoda; Hyalellidae. Gene Ontology annotation, molecular function: RNA binding. Gene Ontology annotation, cellular component: nucleolar ribonuclease P complex. The transcript is spliced from 4 exons.